CACUGAAUACAUAGAUAACAGACGCGGAUCUCUUGAUUUAUUGUCAAUCUUUGUAGCGCUGAGUACAAACCGCAUAUUAACUAGCUUAAGAGCAGUUUCUAGCAACACGGCUGUACGGAAACAGGGCUUUAGAAGAAACUUUACCUAUUGCUGGUAAUUUUCUUAAUUUGGAUUGAAUCACAGAGGGUCUAUAAUGGAUCUGGUGUGGCUUUUAUACCUCUCAGCGAGUGUCUGCGCUUUGCUUGUCUCUGCUGAGAGACACACAGUUUUCUGGAAUAGUACCAACCCUAAGUUCCGAAAGAACAACUAUGCGGUUGAGGUACGCCUGAACGACUACCUAGACAUCGUGUGCCCUCACUACCCACUGGGCGAAGUGCCGUCACAGGACGCGGAGCGCUACGUGCUCUACAUGGUGGAACGUGAAGACUAUGACUCCUGCCGCCCACAAUCUUACGACCAGAUGCGCUGGGAAUGCGGCCACCCUUUCGCCCAGCACGCACCCGAAAAGUUCUCCGAGAAGUUCCAGCGCUUCACUCCAUUCACUCUGGGAAAAGAGUUCCGACAGGGCGAGAGCUACUACUACAUCUCCAAACCAUUGCACCACCACGGAGAGGAGUGUCUGAGACUCAGAGUAGACGUAGUUGCCAAUGAUGGCUCUCAAGAAGCCAGGGUUGGCACAGGAAGUGGAUCUAAGGUGGGCACAGGGGCAGGUGCUCACACACCCUCUAAUCGGUUACCAGCAGAUGAUCCUGUUGUGGAUCUUCCUGAAGUACAGAAAAGCACAAAGACAAACUCCGCCAUUUCAGGAGCAUCCUGGACUGUUCUCACAACCUUACUUCCACUUUUAUUAUUGUUGGUCUUACAGUGAGAUAGACACUGGACUAAAUUACACUUACAAAAGACUAUAUUGACGGCGGCCUGUGUUGAUGGAAGCACACAGAGGUAGCUCUUUACGUCCCAGUGCUGGCCAUUGGGAGAAUCGUACAGGAAGCGGAGCUCUUUCACACUGCUGGUGGCGGUGAAGAAGCAUAACUGGAAUGAAGAGGGCUUUGAACUUUCGGACACUUCUAAAGAAACAAAAAAACGAGACGUCAGUAUUUUUCUGGAAAUACUGUUCACGCAAAGGGAGAUGUUUUUCCCCUUUCCUUUUUUUUUUUUUCUUCAUAUAAACGUCUGACCACUCAAAACCUGGAUAAGAACAAACUGAAACAGUAAUGCAGAAUUGGAAUUAGCAUGUACUUGGAAUAUGGACAACCUCUUUAUUUGAGUGUCAUAAUGAGGGGACACAAGCCAAGAAUGAGCCAAAGACCACAGAGCUUCUCGCGGAGGAGUAAAGCGAUCAAACCGUUCAUUGUUUUCUCAUGUUUUGUAGAUCCAGAGAAAUAAUUGAGUUUCGUAUUAAUUUAUGUAGCAUCCGCUCAGUGGGUUUUAUUCUCACUGUCUCAUGAUUUUACAAGACUGUGUGCUGUACCUGGAUUUAAACCUGGAAAUGCAGCACAGAACACACAUGUACCACUUUUCCACCGAAUUGGUGCUGGUGCCUGUGAUGGGACACGAACAGAGUGGUUCCAGAUUGGGCACCGGCACCCUGACGGCAGAAAACUGAGGCAUCCGAUACUGUUUACCAAACCCACUGACACACUUCCAUUCAGAAAUGCUGUGUUAUUUUUGUACAUUCAUUGUUUUAAGAGUUAGUAAGUUAUUAGUUUUGCUGCAGAACAAAUUACUGUAUAUAAUGAGCAAAGAUGUUUACUGUGUGAUGGAGAGAGAGGAAAAGAGACGUGAGAGAGCAGAGACUUGUUGGAUUAAUGUGUUGAUGUGUAGAUGAAAAGGUGGCAAAAAAUGAAAUGAUGUUAGUGGCCAAAUACACACACUUCCUCCCAGGCGUGUGUGUGUAGAGGAUCUGUGAUGGUAUGUCCUGCAACGGUGGGUCAGAUCAGCACCCUCAGCAUUUAAACUGCCAAGCACAAUCAAUGAGAAGCACACUCUCACACAAUCACUAACAAAUCACUAAUGUACACCUGGAAACCAACUUUAUAAGUAAGAUCAGAAGUUUUGAUUCAUCGAAGCUGUUCAUUGGGCAGAAAGAAAAAGGAAAUACAAGAAAAUAUGUCAACUGAUUUGGAUUAGUAAUUGGACUAAAUAUGGCAAAAGAUUAGUGGCCAAAAAAUGUAAUUAAUUUAUUCUGGUACUGAUAUCAAAAAAGCAGGGUUACCCAUGUGUAAUAUAACACAGAUAACACAAAUAUUAAUGAUAGAAGACAUUCAAAAUCAUUAAACUGCAUAUAUAUGCGCAUAUUAUAUAUAUAUAUAUAUAUAUAUAUAUAUAUAUAUGCAGUUUAAUUGUAGCAAUUGAGAUAUUUGAGAUUAAAUGAACAUUUAUUUUACAUAAUAUUUAAUAAAAAUCCAGCCCCCCAAAAAAUAGUGACUGAUGAAUCCCAAAAUGGCCAAAUAUCAACUGAUUAACUGGCCUGUCUGAUAUAUUGGUCUGUCACUACAAUAUAAGCUUAGCUAUUUUGUUGUAAAUCUACAUAUACUAUAUACUAUCAGGAACAUUUAGUGUGGGGAAACAUUUAUAACACUAAUCAGCUAAAGCACUAUGAACGAAACACCACAUACACUGACUCUGACAUGAUGUAGCCGUUUAAGCUCAAUUCCGGACAGUUUGUACAACUGACGCAGCUGAAUACGAUUAACAGUUAGGUCACUUUGAUUCCUUUUUUUUAUUAUUUUGUUUUCCUUUUUUCAUUCUCAUAUUCUUAUUUUGUACAUGUAUUGUGUAAAAUGUAUAUUAUGUAUAUAAAGAGGAUUAUAUAAAAAAAAGAACUUUGAUUAAAAAAAAAAAAACAGUUAAUGUGAAGAUUCUUAUGUGAAAAUAAAUGAUAUUUUUGGAAAAUGC
This is a messenger RNA of Ctenopharyngodon idella (grass carp), 2898 nucleotides long. RefSeq names its product ephrin-A1a (gene efna1a). The record is from RefSeq and is a predicted model, not a curated record. Gene Ontology annotation, molecular function: ephrin receptor binding. The transcript is spliced from 5 exons. NCBI's taxonomy places the organism in Eukaryota, Metazoa, Chordata, Actinopteri, Cypriniformes, Xenocyprididae. Gene Ontology annotation, cellular component: plasma membrane. Bases 194 to 868 code for a protein of 224 amino acids. Gene Ontology annotation, biological process: axon guidance; ephrin receptor signaling pathway.